GUCCUGCGGGUAGCCGGAGGCUGGGGAGGCUCUGGAACCUAGGGUGAGAGAGGGAGCCAAAGGUGAGGGGAGCUGACGGAGGGGACGCGCUGCCGGGCGCCCCCAGUCUAUGGAGCGGGGUAAGAUGGCGGAGGCGGAGAGCCUGGAGACAGCCGCGGAGCACGAGCGGAUCCUGCGAGAGAUCGAGAGCACCGACACGGCCUGCAUCGGGCCCACCCUCAGGUCUGUCUAUGACGGUGAGGAACAUGGACGAUUCAUGGAGAAGCUUGAAACUCGCAUCCGCAAUCAUGACCGGGAAAUUGAGAAAAUGUGCAACUUUCAUUACCAGGGCUUUGUGGACUCUAUAACUGAACUGCUGAAAGUGAGAGGGGAAGCUCAGAAACUCAAAAAUCAAGUGACGGAUACUAAUAGAAAACUGCAACAUGAGGGAAAGGAACUGGUAAUAGCAAUGGAAGAGCUGAAGCAGUGUCGACUACAACAGAGAAAUAUUUCAGCCACCGUUGAUAAAUUAAUGCUGUGUCUUCCAGUCCUGGAGAUGUAUAGCAAACUGAGGGACCAGAUGAAAACUAAAAGGCAUUAUCCUGCACUGAAAACUCUGGAACAUCUAGAGCAUACCUAUCUGCCUCAAGUAAGCCACUAUCGAUUCUGCAAGGUGAUGGUGGACAACAUCCCCAAGCUUCGAGAAGAAAUUAAGGAUGUUUCUAUGUCUGAUCUCAAAGACUUUCUGGAGAGUAUCCGCAAACAUUCAGACAAAAUUGGAGAGACUGCCAUGAAGCAAGCUCAACAACAAAGAAACCUGGAUAACAUCGUCUUGCAACAACCCAGAAUAGGUAGCAAGAGAAAAUCUAAAAAAGAUGCAUACACAAUUUUUGAUACAGAGAUAGAAAGCACUAGCCCCAAGUCUGAACAGGAUUCAGGAAUUCUGGAUGUUGAAGAUGAGGAAGAUGAUGAAGAGGUACCCGGAGCCCAAGAUUUGGUGGAUUUCUCUCCUGUUUAUCGAUGUCUACACAUAUAUUCUGUCCUGGGUGCCCGGGAAACAUUUGAGAACUACUACCGAAAACAGAGGCGAAAACAGGCCCGUUUGGUGCUCCAGCCUCCAUCUAACAUGCAUGAAACUUUAGAUGGCUACAGGAAGUAUUUUAAUCAAAUUGUAGGCUUUUUUGUGGUUGAAGAUCACAUUUUACAUACAACCCAGGGCUUAGUAAAUAGAGCCUACAUUGAUGAACUCUGGGAAAUGGCACUUUCAAAAACCAUUGCAGCACUCCGCACCCACUCGUCUUACUGCUCUGAUCCAAACCUCGUGUUAGAUUUGAAGAACCUCAUUGUGCUUUUUGCUGACACACUUCAGGUGUAUGGUUUUCCUGUAAAUCAGCUUUUUGACAUGCUGUUAGAAAUCAGAGAUCAGUAUAGUGAAACUCUGCUGAAGAAGUGGGCAGGUAUCUUCAGAAACAUACUUGAUUCUGACAAUUACAGUCCUAUACCAGUAACAAGUGAAGAAAUGUAUAAAAAGGUGGUAGGACAGUUCCCAUUCCAAGAUACAGAGUUGGAAAAGCAACCAUUUCCAAAAAAGUUUCCUUUCUCUGAAUUUGUGCCAAAAGUUUACAACCAAAUUAAAGAAUUUAUUUAUGCCUGCCUGAAGUUUUCGGAAGAUCUUCACCUAAGCUCAACUGAAGUCGAUGACAUGAUUCGCAAAUCUACAAACCUGUUGCUAACCAGAACUCUGAGCAACUCCCUGCAGAAUGUCAUUAAAAGGAAGAAUAUUGGACUUACUGAGCUUGUCCAGAUUAUCAUCAAUACAACACACUUGGAGAAAUCCUGCAAGUACUUGGAAGAAUUCAUCACCAACAUCACUAAUGUGCUUCCAGAGACAGUCCACACCACCAAGCUCUAUGGCACCACAACUUUUAAGGAUGCCAGACAUGCAGCUGAAGAAGAGAUUUAUACCAACUUAAACCAGAAGAUUGACCAGUUUCUACAGUUAGCUGACUAUGACUGGAUGACUGGAGAUUUGGGCAACAAAGCUAGUGAUUACCUAGUAGACCUCAUUGCCUUUCUACGAAGCACUUUUGCUGUAUUCACACACCUUCCUGGAAAAGUGGCCCAAACAGCAUGUAUGUCAGCUUGCAAGCACUUAGCCACAUCCUUGAUGCAACUUUUGCUGGAAGCUGAAGUAAGGCAGCUCACCCUGGGAGCAUUACAGCAGUUCAACUUGGAUGUCAGAGAAUGUGAACAGUUUGCCAGAUCCGGCCCGGUGCCUGGGUUCCAGGAGGACACGCUGCAGUUGGCCUUCAUCGACUUGAGACAACUUUUGGAUCUCUUCAUCCAGUGGGACUGGUCAACCUACCUUGCUGACUAUGGUCAGCCCAACUGCAAGUACCUGCGAGUGAACCCAGUGACCGCUCUGACCCUGCUUGAGAAGAUGAAGGACACUAGCCGCAAGAACAACAUGUUUGCACAGUUUCGGAAAAAUGAGCGAGACAAGCAGAAAUUGAUCGACACUGUGGCCAAGCAGCUCCGGGGACUCAUCAGCAGCCACCACUCGUGAAGGCUGGCCUCGGGCCCGCAGCGGCUGCUCACCACAGCCCCAGAGGCUGGGACCCAGCCCCGGCUGGCCCUGCAUUCGUGCAUUCUUCUUCAAAGAGAGCAAAUGUAUUUUUUUAAUAACCUGUGUACAGUAUUCACAUAACCUUUCCCUAUAGUAAAAGAGGCACAAGAAGAAGCAAGUAUGUGAGGUGUUGCUAGGCUGGGACUCAGGGGAAGUCAUACUGUACUCUGUGUUAGCCUAGCGAUGGGGGUCUCACCAGUCCCAGGAUGAUGCACCACCUUUCACUGUGGCUCUAGAGCCUAGGUCUGGGGCUCAGGACUGACACAAACAAAAUGGGUCCUUGGCACCGGGAGGUAAGGUGAGUAGGCGAAAAGAUAAUAAAGAAUAUCCUGUUCACUCCCGGGCGCCCCAUUCACCACACAGGUGAGGUUGGUUCUUCCUGGUGCAUGGAGAGGACCUGGAAAACGUUACUGUUUAGCGUAUGAGAGACCAGCACACAGCUCUGGAGGUUCGGAUCUCCUCAGUCCACCAACGUUCAUUGGCUGGGGAGCAAGCAUGGUGUGUGGCCAGAUGACAGCUUCACUCCAGUCCUCCAAGGGUGGCAGUUUCUUUAGCCCAGGUCUGACCCAGUGCUUUUAUUGCUGAUUUUUCUGGGGCAAGAUAGAGCUGAAUAUAGUGGUGAUAAUUGAACCCCAUGACUAACUGCAGGUUGCUCCACGCCGGGAGGAGUUUUAUUAGCUCUUGAAAGCCAGUGUGAAUGGAAUUGGAGCCUCGGUCCCUUCCCUGUUCAUCUCAUCGUCUUCUUUCAGGGUCAGGGCACUUGGUUCAGAGCAUAGAUCAACAGUUAUUUCCGUAGAUCUUCACAGAGAGUCUCGGACUUGGCCUCCUUCAGUAGUGUCAUUGGGAUAAGUCGGAUUCCAGAAGCCUGAAAAUGGCCCUUCCUUUACCCUUAGGUAAAACCUGAAGGUUCCUGGGGAGUGCUCCUUGUGUUUGAAAACCAGCUCUCUGGCCACCAUCUUUAAAAGAAACAUGACCAGCUCUGCACGAUGGGGGUAGCUGCGGCUGGACAGGAUGCCUGUCGGGAGGGAGCCACUGCCACCAUGAGGUGGACAGGGCCAACUGUGGCUAGUGCUUGGUUGCCUCUGGCCCAGCGGUCCCUUCCUGAGUCAUGUCCUAGAUGUGAAGCUCUUCUUACUCAAGCCCAAGCCUUCCAUCCUCUUCUCAGAUCCCCAGAGCUCUCCUUUGGCCUCAUCUGAGAAAGGUUGUCUAUAAUCCCAGGGAGCCUGCACUGGCUGGCUUGGCAGCUGUGUCCGCUAUCGCACAUGGGCUCCCGACGCUUGGUGCAAGGGCUUUGCCAUGGGGUCAGUCAGAGGAGCCUGCACUCUAAGACUCCUCAGGAAGGUGCUCCUGUGGCUACCGGCAAGCGUCUAAUUGUGCAUCACCAAACAAUGACAAAUGAGCCACACAGGCAUUUCCAGCUUGGAUUAAUGGGAGGAGAGACUCAUCAAACAGAAUUCUUCACUACCUUCGUCAGCUACUGAGUUGCUUCUGGGAAGGGCAGUGCUUCCUUUUUCAUUCCCCACCCCGAUCCCCCCGAAUCCCAUCCCAACUUGCAAACCAAGGGGAAGAGAUUACACACACAGACAUGAGCCUUCCUCCAAGCUGGAGAGGGCAGGCUGUGUGGAAGCUCUGGAGAAGCUUUCUAAGGCUUACCUUGAGGCCUAGGUGCUUGGCCCAGGGUCUCAGGAUGAGGGUCGGGGAUGAAUGCUGCCACCCAGAAUUGCAAAAGGCAAGGGAAGGCAGGAAGCCAUGGGAAUGACACCCUAGAUGCCAUCGCCUGAGCCCUGGGUUCAAUUGAAAGAGAGCAAGAAAUGAUUACAUUAACCUGAAGUCCUGUUGCUUAAGAAGGGCCCAACACACACUCCUUCAAUAGUCCUCCGUUUGGAGCAAGAUCCUUUCAGCUUGGAGAGCUGAGACGGGGACAUGGGAUGGAGAGAACCUUAAGCAUGGCACAGUUUUUGUCUUUUUCGAGUCAUCAUUGCUGGUCUGGUCUCAGGCCCAUACCCUGGAAAGACUGCCAUAGAGGAAAAGUAAACAGGGUGGAGGAACGGGGGUUCCUGUGCACCUCGUACACAAAAGUCCCUCUGAAGAACACACUUACCCAAGCUCAAGCCUCAUAGGGGAGGACCCUUUGGUCGAUCUCUUCCCUCUCGGUCUGCCGUCUGUCUUCUCUGAUGAAACCAACAUGCUGCUACUGAGUUGUCUCUAGAGACACGCUCUUGUUGGGCAAGGGAAGGUCAAAACACGGGGACGGCAAUGUCCAAGUUGUUUGAAUUGCGCAAAGUCGGAUUUUUGAGUCUUGUCUCUAUGCCUCUAGCUGGUCCAGCCCUUGAGAGGACUUGUGCACAUGCGCCCAUGCCCCUCAGACUCCUAAGACCUGGCCUCAGAUGCCCAGAGAUGUGGAAGUGCCCCGGCAGGCCUCAGCAGGAGAGCAAGAACAGCAGUGGCUAGAAGGCUACAAGCCUUGGAGUUAGUGUGACGCUUAGCCAAGUUCUUGGGGAAACCAGGUCCAUGUUUCUGAAGGGCCCUUCUGGUUCGGGCCCCUAGUAGGCUUCAGCAGUAGGGUAGACAGCUUGUAUAGUUUUAACAUUCACAGGAAAUCUCUCUGGACUGUGAAUGAAGCUGUUAGGGGUGGAGAAGAACAGGACCUGGAAAUUGGAACCAGCAGAGUCCCUGUUGACAAAAGGAGUGUCCAGCUUCCAAGGAGUGCUCCCCAGUGUUUCCACUGCAUACCAGGCCCAACAGUCUCUCGGGCCCCAAAGCCAGCCUAGCUUCAUUGCACACUUGACAAGUGCUUGCUCAGCAAGCCCCAGACCCAGGGCCCUCUCUCUCCAAGAUCGGCAAUGGCCAUGACCUUCCUCAUAAAGCCUCUCCACACUCCCUGGGGCCUGCUACAGAGCUCCCCCUCCCUUCACCUCCCUUCUCUCAGGACUCUGUUCCUGGCUGCUUCGACUGCCUCUUUUUUUUUCUUUGCCUGCGUUCGCAAUUACUUUUCACUAAUGUGUUGGAAAUGGCCUUUUUAUUUUGCACAAAUAGUUGCACAUUUAUGGAGGAAAUUUAGGAGAGUCCAUUUUUAACUCUAAAGGGAACUUUUUUCUUUAAGACUCACUCAUAAAGCUACUGAUGCAGAUGGGCCUCGUGGUUAGUGGGAACCUCCUGUGUGGAAAGAGCAUGUUUAUUCCUCCUGUACGUUUUCCUCUCUCAACUGCUAUUAAACAAGGGAGCCUAUGUACCUGUUUCAAAAGCCACGGUGUCGUCUCAUGGUUGUUUGGUUCUUCGCCCCUUUUGCUCAGUGCAGCUACGGUAGGCAGCCUGGAUUGCAGCCGUGGCACCUCAUCGACUGAACUGAGGACUAGAGCAGGCAAAGGCCCGCUGGGGGGACAAAGCCUACCUGCCACCCAAGGCGAGGAGCCCUUGGAAACAUCCCGAACCGCUCGGUUAGGUUUUCCUGCCUGUACAGUUAACACGGGUAUCAUCACCAUCAAGAGGAGCAACUUCCGCAAUGCCUGAUUUAUGUGGAGCAGUGGGCUAAGCAGCCUGAAGCCUCCUGUGUACUGAACACGUGCCCUGCAGCGGAAAGGCUCCUAGUCCAAAUGGAAAGAUGUAGCAUUGUCCAGAACAAAGCCAAGUGGGGGAAGGGGAGAAGUGAGCCUAUUUUAGAGCUCGGUGCGGGAGAGGGACAGGCCUUGUGGCCUGCUACAGGAGUGGGUCUGGUCAGGGAAGACAGCAUCGAGAAAGCGGGGUGUUGAUUAACCGGGCCUUGAAGGAAUUAAAUUCAGAUUGUGUUAAACUAUGGGAGGAUCUUAGGUGCAGACCACGUUAGAGUGAAAAGUUGGCCGGAUUCUGGCACGUGCUGGGAGGCUUAGUGCCGAGCCCCGGGGGGCACGCCUGGAACCACGGGGAAUAAGGCCAGAAAUGUUGUGACCGCACCCACUGCACUUAACCCCUCAGCUGGCACAGAAGCCACGAGAAGAGGAUGGAAAGAAUUUCUCCAGUAACAAGUCUGCCUACUGCACUCAGGUGUCAGUCCCUGCUGUGCCACUUACUAGCCGGCUGACCUUGACCAGUUCCCUCCCUAAAUCUCCCAGUCCUCAACAGUGGCACAGAAUAGUAGUCCUCAUUUACAGGGUUGAUGGUAGCGAAGGCUCUCUCUCCAGCUCCUGUAUGUGAACUGGAUACUGCCUGGGUCAGAGUAGAGCCAGUCCUUCAGGUGGAAUCUCCUUGUCACCACCACCUAGAACAUUCUCUGCUCUCUCUUUGGUGCCAAAACUUCUACUAGAAUUCAGGAGUUCUUAACCAGGGGUCCAUGUCCCCUUGGACCACGUGUGGGGGGGGGGGGGGGGAGUGUCCGCAUGCACAUGUGUGCACCAGCUUGCAUUCACCUGUUUUUCUGGGUAGAAAGUACAUGGCUUUCAUCAGUGUCUAGGAGAGAUUCAGGACUAAAAUACUGAAUGAUAGCCAAAUCUCUUUGGAAGCGCACAUCUCCCGAGGGAAAGCUAGAAGCUCUGAGCAGUUACCUCCUCUCCUUGCCUCCUGUGGUUCUGGCAGAUUUUUCACUACCUACAGCUUGGCCACCCACCAUUUCCAGGAGCCCCCACAUGAUCCCCAGGUCAUACCUAAAAACCAGUAGAGUCACCAUUCCGAGCUUUCUCUACCCAGCCAGGUUAGGGUACUGAGGUGGGCACGAGGACCCUGCAUUCCUGAGAAUAGAGACUUACGGCCAGUUGGGGAGAAGGCAAACCAGAGGGCCCAAUACAGACACAUGAGCCUGCAAAGCCAAACUGAACCUGACUCACCCCACAGAACAUUCUCCAUAGCUUCUGAGCACUGACUGGUGCAGGGGCUCACCCAAGGCCUUAUCCAGAGAGAAUAGCAGCCCUUGCGGGGUGCCCGGAGCAGGGUGAGAGGUGGGGGACCGGGACGGAUGUGAAGCAGUCAUCAGCUUGCCCCUUUGCUCACAGCCAGGCUUAUCUGCUCACCAGGUAGAUGACCAUGGGGACUAGCUUGUGGGAGGUAAGGGGAGGGAGAGAAAGUGCCAGACCCUUUCCUUUCCCCCAGAGGCCUCAGUGUUGAAUUUAGUGGGCAGUGUUUGCCGGGAAUGAGAGAGCCUCAUAGCCCAAGGGACCAGAAGACAAAAGCUCUUGAGGAAGUGCAAGGAGGAGGAGGAGAGAAGUGGGGGCCUGGGCAUUGUGUGGGAGAGCCACCCCUCUAUCUGUUUCAAUCACUGCUGGGGUUAGGGUUACCUUGCACUCGGGGCCUCAGCUGCUUUGUGGGGUCUGUGACAUCAGCCGUUGUGAUGGUAAUGGAGGGGCCUCUCUCAUGGGGGGCUCCCCAUCACCAGCCAGCCCGCAUCAACUCCUAGAGAGGAUUAAAGCUCCAAUUCCCUCCAGGUGGGGGCAGGAUAUGGGCCCAGGACUGGGCCUAAGACAACAGGCCCCCCUCCCAGUCUGAACCCACUGCUAAGUGUUAUCUUCCAAGCCCAGGCUAUGACCUUCCUCUCUCCAAAGCUCCAGAAAAGGAAUGGAAUCUGAACAUUGAGACGCUUUUCUGGCCCUAAACAAUCCUUCCAUUCUCUAGGCUCAAUGAUGGGUCUAUUUCCUCCUGUAAAUGGGUCUCGUAAUCUUCAACUUUUACCUUUGCUUCUAAGGGUAAUUAAUUGGAUCUCCCUCUUGUUCUCCCUACACACUCCCCUCUCUGUUACAAGGCUCAGGUUAAGCCCGGUGGAUGGCUUUUCUUUCUAUUCCGGGGAGUGCUCAUUUUUAAAGCUGAUGGAGUAAGACCUUGCCCUCUCCAGUGAACCUCUACUCCAGAGAAACCCGCUGGGGAAACACCACUUCUGUGGGCCCGGGAAAGAGGCCUCUGCCCAGCUAAAGGCUUUUCAGAUAGCAAGUUCUGAGCAACCAUUUCACUUUUUCUUCCCAGGUAUGUUUCCAAGGCUUUAGGGAAGGAGUUUUCGGGGUGUCACCCUCAGGAGCAAAGUGAAGGGUUAAGGGAUGAUCUGGACCCUAGAGACAAAGGGAAGCAAAGAUGGGCAUGGGAGAAGGAUCAAAGGAUCGGAGAGUUUCCUUUUUUCCCCAUGGGCUAGGAGAAAUGGGAAGGCCUCAGGUGCAGGGCAGCAUGAGGGCAUCAGGGGGAAGGAGUGAGGGUAGACCCCAUCAGGGCAGCCGGAGGAGAGGCUGCUAUGGGGAGGCAGGUCACGCGGGCGGUAAGUUGAGCCCCAGAGACACUGAGGAUUUCUAGUAACCGUGACCUUGUCUGACACUUCGGCUCGAUAACGAGCUCUUCGAAGUCAAGGGUGACCUUCUACGCCUGUCUGAAUCCUUUGCAGCACUCUGCCCUGCACAUGGCACCCGGGCCCUCGGGACCAAAUGAGUGACACUUGGAGUGGGGACAGCCACUACCAAGGGAGGGUGCGGGGAGAGCUGCACUCCCUGCCAGGAGGAAUAUCCGGUGGCUGACACUGUUUAGGAAGGGUAUUGAGGAUAAAAAGCUACCUUUUAGUCAGUUGUGUUAUGGUUUUAAAAUUCUCUACAAGCAUGUAGCACUCCACUCUUGCUAUGCCGUGGAGUAAGGAACAGGGUGAAAGCAGAUUGAGUCAAGUGAGAAACCAAAGCAGCAGCCUAAUUCCUGACAGGCAGGGUGUGGGUCCCGGUGGUGGUGAAGGUGUGUGUACGUGGCUGUGUGUAUGGGCACGUGGGUAUCUAAAAGAAUUAGGGCCUUCCCCACCCCCCACUCCCGCCCUUUCCCUGAGCCCUGAUCCCAUUUCCCACAUGGAAUCACUGUUAACAGUAUGAUGGUGUUCUUUCUGCUCCGUUGAAUGUAUAUACCCUUUCUUCACAAAAAAAUAUGAUCGUAGUACAUUACAGGUUUCUUUCCCACUUAAUGUAUCUUGGAUGUCUUUCGUGGCAAUAUAAUAGGAUUUCUUCCUUUAUGAAGCCCAUGACUACUUCCAUUGCAUGGACGUCCCUGGAGUUCAUUUAAUUCUGAACUGGUGAAUAUCGGGGAUGUUCCCAGUAUUUCACUAUUGUGAACAGUAUUGCAAGACAUUUGUGUGCACCCCCCUGCCUUCUUGCGUAGGUACUUCUGCAGUAUCAGGUUUCAGGAGUGGAACUGAUUGGUUAAAGAUCAAAAGUAUUAUAAAUGUUAAUAGAAAUUGUACAUUGCUCUUUUGAAAGUCACCCAUUUACGCUCUCUCCAGUAGGAUGUGAUAGUCUGUUUCUCUAUCCUCAGCCCCAUGUGAUGUCAGUAUUUUUCAUCUUUGCCAAUCCUAAAGGUAAAAAAUGAUUUCCCUUUGUUUUCUGUACAUGAAUUGAUAGUGAGCUGAAGCCUCCAUUUGUAUUAGUCGUUUGUAUUGCCUCUUACAUGAAGCAGCUGUCCAUAUAUUCUGCCUUUUUAAAAAAAAAAAUUCGGUUGUUUUCUUUUCAUGUUGACUUGUAGCUCUUUGUAUUUUAGGGAUUUUAAUUAUUUGUCAUUUGCAUUUGCAGAUUUUCUCCCCAGUUUGUCUUUUGAGUCUGUUCAUGGUCCAUAUCAUUUAGAACUCCUUAUUCUGCAAGUAACUUAAGACCUAACUCAGAAGAGGAGAUUUGUUGACUGAAAGUCCAAAGGUAGUUCGGGGUUGGUUUGAUUCGACGACUAAAAAAUGUCAGGAUCCUGUUUCUUUCCUUCUGCCUGCUCUGCCUUUUACAGUCGCAAGGCUAUCCUAGACUUCAGUUCCCUGCUGGUGGCUACACGGCUGUCAUUCUUCCAGGGUUCACACGUCCACAGUACACUGUGCAGAAACUGACUUCCAAAGGCCCUCUGAGAAGAGUAAGACACCUGCUGACCCAUAGCCUCCAAUAGUUAGAGCCCUCAAUUGGAUUACGUGUCAUUCUUUUUGACAAGGACCAUGCCAUGGGUUCACUGCUGAGACAUGGUUACUGGAACCAAUCACUGUGGCAAGGGCAAUGGAGUUACUCCGGUAGGUUAAAACAAUCAGCUCUUACCCUGGGACUCUGGAGUAAAGAGGUGUCACUACUCACCCCCAAACAAGCCACAUGGCAGCUCCACGCUGGGGAAACGGUGAAAUGGUGAAAGGAAUACUGAAGAGAUGAGCCACAACUUUCAGCACUUGGCAUUUUUUGCCACAGAAAACGUUUUUCAUUUUUGAAAUGUCAGUUUAUCAGGCUUUUCCUUUAUGAUGUUUAGAUUUCAUGUCAGACUGUCCUCUCUUCAAAAUUAUAAAAAUAUCGACCCAUGUUUUCUUCUGCUAGUUCAUGUUUAACAUGUUAAUUAUUUGUCGAUUUGAAGUUUACUUGGAGGUAAAGAAUGUGGCAGGAGUCCAGCUUGGUUUUUUUUUCCAAAUGGCUAACCAGCAUCACUGAGUGAUUUGUAAUUAUCGUCCUUAUCAUAUAUUAAAUUCCCAUUUAUCCUUGGGCCUAUUUCUGGACUUGAAUUACAGUUCUGUGAUCAUUCUGUUUCUGAGCCAUUACCAAAUUAUUUUAACUACCAUAUCUUUUGAAUCUAUUUGAAUAUCUACUAAUCCCUUCCUACAUCAUGCUCUUUCAGAUUGUUCCUGAAUAUUUGGAUUUUUAUUCUUCCAUGGUAAUUUUAUAAUUGUUUUUUCCAAGUUUCAAAAGUUCUGUUGUGAUUUUGAUUGGAAGCGCAUUGAAUGUAUAACUUGCCCAUAAAUAGCAUCUUUAUAACACA
Mirounga angustirostris (Northern elephant seal) is the source of this 11290-nucleotide messenger RNA. RefSeq names its product exocyst complex component 6B (gene EXOC6B). Gene Ontology annotation, biological process: Golgi to plasma membrane transport; intracellular protein transport; exocytosis. The transcript is spliced from 22 exons. Gene Ontology annotation, cellular component: membrane; exocyst. Lineage: Eukaryota; Metazoa; Chordata; Mammalia; Carnivora; Phocidae. The record is from RefSeq and is a predicted model, not a curated record. Bases 110 to 2545 code for a protein of 811 amino acids.